UACUAUUGUUUUUCAGUGUGCAGUAGAGAUUUUGAAUCAGAAAAGACUAGAAGAAUGUUUCAACAGGGCAUUGCGGAUGAGUUGGUGUUCUUUGUAAAUGGGCGUAAGGUCAGGGAACAGAAUGCAGACCCAGAGAUGAUGUUGUUGUCCUAUCUCAGGAAGACACUCAGGCUAACAGGAACUAAAUAUGGCUGUGGUGGAGGAGGCUGUGGAGCGUGCACUGUGAUGAUUUCUAAAUAUAACGCCCAAGAAAAGAAGAUUCUCCAUUUCUCUGUUAAUGCUUGCCUGACUCCUAUCUGUAUGCUUCAUGGUGCUGCAGUGACCACUGUGGAGGGUAUUGGCAGCACCAGAACCAGCAUCCACCCAGUGCAGGAGCGCAUUGCCAAGGCACAUGGCUCUCAGUGUGGGUUCUGCACUCCAGGAAUGGUCAUGUCCAUGUACACCUUGCUGAGGAACAAUCCAACACCUAGCACUGUACAGUUACAGCAGUGUCUCGCAGGAAACCUGUGUCGUUGUACUGGAUAUAGGCCAAUUGUUGAUGCUUUCAGAACUUUCUGUACGGCACAAACUUGCCCUCAAACCCCAGCAAACGUUGAAUUUUGUUACCACAAGGAUAUUCUAGGCCAGAGUGGAUGAAGCAUAUUGCUGUUCAAAACAGAUGAUCUACUUCCACUGGAUGAAACACAGGAGUUGAUAUUCCCACCAGAGUUAAUGCUAAUGGAAGAGAGGCGGGAGAAGAGAAUGCUUGUGUUCCGUGGAGAGAGAAUGAUGUGGAUUAUUCCAGCAAAUCUGGAGGAACUUCUUGAAUUGAAAAGCCAGUAUCCCAAAGCUCCCCUUCUAGUGGGAAACACCAACAUUGGUCCUAAUAUGAAGUUCAAAGGUGCCUUUUACCCAGUGGUUAUCCAUCCUGCCAAUGUUUCUGAGCUCCACUCUGUACAGUUCACAGAAGAGGGUCUAAGACUUGGUGCUGCUUGCAGUCUAGGCCAUGUGAAGAACAUCUUGGAAAAAGCCACUGCAGAGAUCACAUCAGAGAAAACUGAAAUCUUCCGAGCACUUGUAGAACAGCUCUGUGUUUUGGGUGGAGAACAGAUUCGAAAUAUGGCGUCACUUGGAGGUAACAUUGUGAGUGGAGCCCCCACAUCUGAUCUGAAUCCCAUUCUAGCAGCAAGCAAAUGUGUCCUCGAAUUGGCAUCAAAAGGAAGAAGAGAAAUCCAUUUAGAUGAAAAUUUCUUCAUUGGUUUUGCUAAAACAUCACUGAGGCCAGAAGAAUUAUUGCUGUCAGUCUUCAUACCGUAUUCCAGAAAGUGGCAGUUUGUGUUGGCAUUUCGCCAGGCCCCCCGUCGGCAAAAUGCCUUCUCCACGGUGAAUGCAGGAAUGCAGGUCGUAUUCAAAGAUGAGACGAAUGUCAUUGCUGACCUGAGGAUGUUCUUCGGAGGAGUGGGCCCCACCACCUUAUUUGCAAAGAGAUGCAGCAAGGAGCUAACUGACCGAUCCUGGGAUGAGAAUCUGCUGCGUCAGGCCUGUGAGUUGCUGCUUGAUGACAUUUCACUCCCUGACUCAGCACCUGGUGGGAGUGUGCGGUUCCGCAGGACAUUGACCAUCAGUUUCUUCUACAAGUUCUACCUACAAGUGUGGCAGAGAUUGCAGCAACUGUUGGGCAAGGAGAAAGUUUUUUCAAAUCAGUUUUCUGGAGAUGGAGUCGGGCAGCCAGUGAUGCACCUUUCUGCGAUCAAGCACGCAACUGGAGAGGCUGUUUACUGUGAUGAUAUACCGAGGCAGGAUGGGGAGCUGUUUUUGGCAUUAGUCACCAGCACACAAGCUCAUGCAAAGAUUGUGUCAAUUGAUGCAUCAAAAGCACUGCAGCUCCCUGGAGUUUUUGAUAUCAUCACAACUCAGGAUAUCCCAGGGAAGAACAUUGGCAUGAAUGAGAUUCUGUGUGAAAGUGAGGUAACCUGUGUGGGACAUAUUAUCUGUGGAAUCGUUGCAGACAACCAGCGACAUGCCAAGAUGGCAGCUGCAGCCGUGAAGAUAACGUAUGAAGAUCUGGAACCCCUUAUCCUCACAUUGGAGGAUGCAAUUCAGCAUAAUUCCUUUUAUGCCCACUUCAAACUGGAGAAUGGAAAUGUUGAUGCAGCAUUUGAAAAAGCUGACCAACGAGUAGAAGGACAAAUCCAUAUUGGAGGACAGGAGCAUUUCUACAUGGAAACACAUUGUGCUCUCGUCGUUCCCAAAAACGAGGAUAGAGAAGUUGAAGUUGUUUGCUCAACUCAGUAUACGACAUUUACCCAGACACUAGUCGCAGAGGCACUGGGGAUUCCAUACAAUCGAGUCAAAGUCCGUGUCAAAAGGAUUGGUGGUUCCUUUGGUGGAAAGAUUACGAAAGCCUCCAGAAUAGCUGCAAUUGCAGCAGUGGCAGCUCACAAGACAGGCCGUUCAGUACGUUGCAUUUUGGAGAGAGGAGAAGACAUGCUCAUCAGUGGAGGUCGCCAUCCCACCCUUGGCAGAUACAAGGUCGGCUACAUGAGUGAUGGCAGAAUAAUCGCUGUAGAAGUGACCUGUUACACCAAUGGAGGCAAUGAAUUGGAUUGUUCCUUAAUAGUUAUGCAGCAAAUACUCUCAAUGCUGGAUAGUGGCUACCAUAUUCCAAAUGUCCGCCUGACUGGCUUCGUUUGCAAGACUAAUUUGCCAUCCAACACUGCAUUUCGUGCAUUUGGACAGCCACAGGCAAUUGCCAUUACUGAAAGCUGGAUCACAGAUGUGGCUACUAAAUGUGGACUUUCAGCCGAAAAGGUUCGUGAAAUGAACCUGUACAGAGGAGAGGAGGCCUGCACACCUUACAAACAAAUAUUUGACUCACGUAAUCAACUGAACUGUUGGAAUGAAUGCCUACAAAUGGCUUCCUAUCACAAUAGAAAGAUUUCUGUUGAAGAAUUCAACAAACUCAAUUGCUGGAAGAAAAGAGGCAUUUCUAUUGUCCCCCUGAGAAAGGGUGUUGGCUUUUCAGAACCUAUCUUCAACCAGGCUGGAGCUUUGCUCCAUGUUUAUGAGGAUGGAUCUGUUUUGUUGACCCAUGGUGGCAUAGAGCUGGGACAAGGCCUUCACACUAAGAUUCUUCAGAUUGCCAGCCAUGAGUUGAAGAUUCCAAUGUCUGCUAUCCACCUGAGUGAAACCUCCACUGAAAUGGUGCCCAACACCACCCCUACUGCAGCUUCCUUCAGCACUGAUCUCAAUGGCAUGGCUGUGAAGGAUGCUUGUCAAAAUCUUUUGCAGCGACUGCAACCUUUCAUGGAUGAAAAUCCAAAAGGAACCUGGAAUGACUGGGUGAAAGAAGCUUUGAAAAACAAGGUCAGCUUAUCAACAACUGGUUUCUUUAAGGGUGAGGAUGUGAGCAUCGACUGGGAAAAAGGUGAAGGAUCCACAGCCAGCUACUUUGUUUUUGGAGCAGCUUGUUCUGAGGUGGAGAUUGACUGUCUGACAGGAGACCAUAAGAAUAUCAGGACAGACAUUUUGAUUGAUGCAGGACAAAGCAUAAACCCGGCUGUGGAUAUUGGACAGAUUGAAGGUGCUUUUACCCAAGGACUUGGGCUUUUCACCAUGGAAGAGCUGAAAUAUUCUCCGAAAGGGGUGCUUUACACUCGUGGACCAACCCAAUACAAGAUCCCUGCAGUUUGUGACAUUCCAGAACAGCUCAAUGUGUCAUUGUUACCACGGUCACAAAAUCCCAAAGCCAUCUACUCUUCCAAAGGGAUCAGUGAAGCAGCUGUGCUUGCUGGCUGCUCUGUGCUUUAUGCCAUUAAGGAUGCAAUUGCAGCAGCAAGAGAAGAGAUCGGUUUAACAGGGAGUUUCACUUUGAACAGUCCUUCCACCCCUGAGCGAAUUCGCAUGGCGUGCAUUGAUCAGUUCACUGAGAUGGUUCCAGACUGUGUGCCUGAAUCCAUUCCAUGGGCCAUUGUUGUGUGA
Hemiscyllium ocellatum (epaulette shark) is the source of this 3960-nucleotide messenger RNA. RefSeq names its product aldehyde oxidase 1-like. The record is from RefSeq and is a predicted model, not a curated record. The transcript is spliced from 35 exons. NCBI's taxonomy places the organism in Eukaryota, Metazoa, Chordata, Chondrichthyes, Orectolobiformes, Hemiscylliidae. Gene Ontology annotation, molecular function: iron ion binding; xanthine dehydrogenase activity; 2 iron, 2 sulfur cluster binding.